UCCCAUACACUUCAACACACUCACCUUCCCACUACCUCCAAUAGCUAACAUGCGCACACCUAUCGUUCCUCUUCCGUUGCUAAAAUGAGCAUGGUGCGUGAUUCGCCCGCUUCCUUUGCUCGAUUUCUUCUCCACCCUUUAAAAAAAAGGAACGUCUUUUAGCUUACCUCUGCCUCCGACCUUUUACUCUCUCUCUUUCUCUCUCUCUCUCUCUGUUCUGUCCUUUUUUUCCCUGCAAAUUUCUCGAUUGUAAGUUUUUUUUUUUUUUUUCUGAGUGAUGCAGAGUAUGCUGAAAUCAACACUUGAAGUCAAUCAAUGUCUUCUGACAUAAGCUAAACUCUCUCCUCUUGUCUCUCUCUCUCUCUGCUUCCUUUUGUCACUGUCUUUCUCCUUCUUCAGCUUUGAAUUUUCAAUCUUGAUUUGUCUUAUGGCGAGUAGUAGUAGUUGCAGCAGAUCUAUCUCCGUUUCCAACUGUUUGAAAUUGUGAUUCUUUGGUGUGUUGUUUUGAGCUAGGGUUUAAAUUAGUUUCCUUUUGGUAAUCCGAUUCAAAGUUUUAAUCUUGGGGUAAGGGAUGGGUAAGAGGCAAAUCUCACAAGAUGAAGUAGGUCCGCCGAUAAGCCCAAGAGCUGGUUUGCGAAGGGAACAAGCUGGAAGAGGUUCAUACAGAGGUAGUUAGUAACUUUGUAUGUGAUCGAAAGGGGAAUAAAAAGGUUCAUUUGGGGAGGAGGGAUAGUGUAAAAAAACUGAUUUUUUGUUUUCUUCAUUCGGACACAAAUUUUUUUGAACUUACAAAGAAUCAAAAGGACUCUCUGUCUCUGUCUUGAUUUGUCGUUUUUUGAGUCGGGGGUUGUUUUUGGGAACUUGCCCUUUAGAAUGGGUUCUACUUCUCAAGAGAUACUGAGGAGCUUUUGCUCUAACACGGACUGGAACUAUGCUGUGUUCUGGAAGCUUAAUCAUCGAUCUCGAAUGGUACUCACCUUGGAGGACGCUUACUACGACAAUAAUACAAUACCAAAAAACAUGCAUGGAGCACAUGACCUUCUUGGGUUAGCUGUGGCAAAGAUGUCGUAUCAUGUCUAUUCUCUUGGGGAAGGGAUUGUAGGACAAGUUGCAGUUUCUGGAGAACAUCAAUGGGUAUUCCCCGAAUAUUAUGAUAACUGUCACGCAGAAUUUGAGUUUCAUAACGUUUGGGAGAGUCAGAUGUCUGCUGGGAUUAAGACCAUUCUUGUAGUAGCUGUUGGUCACUGUGGAGUUGUGCAGCUAGGUUCUUUGCGUAAAGUUAAUGAAGAUGUGAAUUUGGUGAAUCAUAUCCGACAUUUAUUUCUGGCACUUAGGGAUCCACUGGCAGAUCAUGCAGCAAAUUUAAUGCAAUGUAAUAUGAACAAUUCGUUAUGUCUGCCAAACAUACCUUCUGAAGGUUUACAUGCCAAGGCUUUCCCUGAUUGCUCUGGAGAAGUUGCCAAAGCUAUGGAUGUGGAUGAGUCAAAUAUUCUAACUCAGUACAAAACUAGUAAUAGCUUGCCUUACAAUACUCCUUCGUCAUCUCUUCUCAUGGAAAAUGCAGCUCAAGUUGUAGGCGAUCGUGAUGUUGUGCAAGGAUCUACUUGUGGGAGCUAUAGCGGUGUUACGUUUGGCUUUCCAGUUGACGUGGUUGAUGCCAAAUAUGCGAGUCAUCUAGGUACAAAUAUAAUCAGUGAUGCAUCUCAUGUGGGAAUGACUAGUGGCUGCAAAGAUCCAAGAGGAUUAGAUCCUAAUUUACAACAGUAUAUGAAGAAUCAUGUGCUCAGUAAUACAAGCUCAUCUGCUUUAGCAAUUGAGGCUGAAAGGAUGAUUACAGCCCACUCAUAUCCAGGCCUGGACUCAACUUUUCAUGCUUCGCCUGGAACAGAGAAAGAAAGUUCUUACCAGAAUGAAGUGUUGCAACUAUCUGAGAACCACGGAAAUAAACACCUAAAAGAGAGUGAGCGUAUGCUGGAGAGGAAAUGCGAGUCUAGUCGAUCUGACGCUUUGAUCUCACCUGGGUAUACCUUUGCUGGCAGCGAGCUGCUCGAGGCGUUAGGCUCUGCUUUCAAGAAAACAAGCACUGGUCAGGAGGAUCUACUGAAGUCUGAAAAUCGUUCAACAAUAAGACCAACAGAUGAUAUGAGUCAUAGCCAGCUCACAUUUGACUCUGGCCCUGAGAAUCUUCUAGAUGCUGUAGUUGCUAAUGUGUGUCAAAGCGAUGGCAAUGCCAGGGAUGAUAUGUUGUCGAGCAGAUCUGUACAAUCAUUGCUUACCACCAUGGAAGUGGCAGAACCCUCAGGUCAAAAGAAGCAUAAUAAUGUUAUCUCAGUUGAUAGUGCUAUGAAGCAGCUGCCAUUAGUAGAGGUGGAUACCCAACAAAAUUCAUCAGAUAUCUGUGGAGCAUUCUCUUCGAUUGGAUUCUCAUCUACGUAUCCCAGCUCCUCUAGUGACCAGUUUCAGACAUCCCUGGACAUGCCCAAGAAGAACAAAAAGAGGGCUAAACCUGGUGAAAGUUCUCGACCUCGUCCAAGAGACAGACAACUCAUCCAGGAUCGAAUAAAGGAACUUAGAGAACUUGUACCUAAUGGAUCUAAGUGCAGUAUUGAUUCUUUGCUAGAACGCACGAUCAGGCAUAUGCUCUUUUUGCAGAAUGUUACUAAGCAUGCUGACAAGCUCAGUAAAAGUGCUAAGACAAAGAUGCAACAGAAGGAAACUGGUAUGCAAGGUUCAAGCUGCGCAGUGGAGGUUGGAGGCCAUCUUCAAGUAUGCUCAAUUAUCGUGGAGAAUCUGAACAAGCAGGGAAUGGUGCUUAUCGAGAUGUUAUGUGAAGAAUGUAGCCAUUUUCUUGAGAUAGCAAAUGUCAUUAGGAGCUUAGACCUCGUCAUCUUAAGAGGCAUCACUGAGACUCAGGGCGAGAAAACAUGGAUAUGCUUUGUAACAGAGAGCCAGAACAGCAAAGUAAUGCAGAGGAUGGACAUUUUGUGGUCGCUUGUGCAAAUAUUUCAACCAAAGGCCAAUGUGAAGAUGUAGCAGGCGUGAUUGCAGAGUUUGCCUUUAGAGGAGAUAAAUAAUAGGCUUGUACAGUGUUGCUGUGACACUCACUUCAACACUUCAUUUGUUUGUUUUGGUUUUAUGUAUAAAAUAUAUAUCUUAAAAGUUGAGUGUGUUUAUGAUUUGCAUUUUGUUUGCUUUGCUUUCCUAAGUGUAUGGACCCGAAUAUAACAUUACUUGAAAGUUGAUUCUCUUCAAACGUUUUGAGGUGUUCAGCUA
Capsella rubella is the source of this 3273-nucleotide messenger RNA. Its product is annotated as transcription factor bHLH155. Lineage: Eukaryota; Viridiplantae; Streptophyta; Magnoliopsida; Brassicales; Brassicaceae. The record is from RefSeq and is a predicted model, not a curated record. Gene Ontology annotation, molecular function: protein dimerization activity; DNA-binding transcription factor activity. Bases 874 to 3033 code for a protein of 719 amino acids. Gene Ontology annotation, biological process: regulation of DNA-templated transcription. The transcript is spliced from 11 exons.